Molecule: messenger RNA, 5522 nt
Organism: Lepisosteus oculatus (spotted gar)
Lineage: Eukaryota; Metazoa; Chordata; Actinopteri; Semionotiformes; Lepisosteidae
Product: adenylate cyclase type 1
Biological process (GO): intracellular signal transduction; adenylate cyclase-activating G protein-coupled receptor signaling pathway; cAMP biosynthetic process
Cellular component (GO): plasma membrane
Molecular function (GO): adenylate cyclase activity
Source: RefSeq, a predicted model, not a curated record
GUUGUUUGAGACGCUCAUACGGAUUUGCUCAAAAAUAAACACUGGAACGAAUGUAAAUAUACUGAAUCCCUAUGUGUGGUUCUUUGUCAAAUCUUUGUGUUGUCUUGUCAAUCUGCCACAGUUGCUGAGACGUGCCUUGUUUCUCAAUCUUAUAUUGCGCAGGCGUGAUCCAAUCUGAGCCCAGUGAAAUGCUCGUGGAUACAGAAUGGGAUCACCCUCUGCUCUGCUAUCUUUUAACCUAUUUCUAGAGCUGAGUAAACCGAGGAACUGUAUGCGCCUGACUUUUUGGAGCAUUCUCUAAAGGGAACAGUAGCUUCCACAUCUCGUGUGUUACUCUUUCCCUCCUUACCAGAACAGAUAUCAACCUGUGGAUGUUGAGCGCAUCAAGAGAUUAGAUUUGAGGGUCUGGAAUAACGCUGUCAUUGCUCCAGCCAUUAAUAUCCAGGACGCUUCUGGUCUCGCCGGGUGCGCUUUCAGCGGUUUGCAUGAAAGGGGUAAGACGGCGGGGGAGGUAGCGAAUUGAUUUCGGUUUAUGAAUGGCACUGACAUGGAGGAAAUUCCGUUUCAGAAAGUCAAGACCCGGAGGAAGAAAACCCACUGUCCCCCUGGAUCCCCUCUGAACGCGAUCGCCUGCGAGGACGAGUUCGACUGCAAGGAGCUGGAGUCUCUGUUCCAAAAUUACAACCUGAAACUGGAGCAGACCUCUACCCUGAAAGCCCUUGCGAUUUUGAUCAUUAUGACUUCCACUUUGGCUCUGGUGGAACUGCUGUCUGGACCCAGUCUGACCAUCUCCAAGGGAUCCCAUCCAGUGCACUGCAUUAUUUUCGUCUCCCUGUUCAUUGUAACUAAUGUCAAGUACCUGCAGGUGACUCAGCUCCAGCAGAUCGUGAAGCUGACUUUGCUCUUCGGCUUUACUUUUUCUUUCCUCUGUUGUCCUUUUUCUCUGGGAGCUUACGGCGUGGAGCCACCGACAUCUCCAGAGCAGGGAAUGUGGCAGCUCAUGCUGGUGACAUUUGUCGCUUAUUCCCUUCUACCCGUGCGGACGCUCCUAGCCAUAGUAUUUGGACUUAUGGUGGCCGUAUCGCAUAUCAUCGUCUCGGCGACAUCAGUGACAGCCAAAAGACAGCGGCUGUGGAAAACGCUGGUGGCCAAUGCAAUCCUAUUCACAAGCGUGAACCUGUCUGGAGUAUUUGUGAGGAUCCUCACGGAAAGAGCCCAGAGAAAGGCCUUUCUUCAGGCAAGGAACUGCAUAGAGGAAAGACUCAGGCUGGAGGAUGAGAAUGAGAAACAGGAGCGCCUUUUAAUGAGCCUUCUGCCCAGAAAUGUGGCAAUGGAGAUGAAGGAAGACUUUUUAAAACCCCCUGAAAGGAUCUUUCACAAGAUCUACAUUCAGAGACAUGACAACGUGAGCAUCCUGUUUGCUGACAUAGUGGGAUUCACAAGUCUGGCCUCCCAAUGCACAGCCCAGGAACUUGUCAAGCUGUUGAAUGAAUUGUUUGGAAAGUUUGAUGAACUGGCUACAGAAAAUCACUGCAGGAGAAUCAAAAUCCUUGGGGACUGUUAUUACUGCGUUUCAGGACUGACCCAGCCCAAGACAGACCAUGCUCACUGCUGUGUAGAAAUGGGACUGGACAUGAUCGAUACCAUCACGUCUGUUGCCGAGGCCACAGAAGUGGAUCUGAACAUGAGGGUUGGGCUUCACACAGGCAGAGUUCUCUGUGGUGUCCUGGGGCUCCGCAAGUGGCAGUACGAUGUCUGGUCCAAUGACGUCACACUGGCCAAUGUAAUGGAAGCUGGUGGACUGCCUGGGAAGGUUCAUAUCACAAAAACCACUCUGGAGUGCCUCAAUGGCGACUAUGAAGUAGAGCCAGGAUAUGGCCAUGAAAGAAACAGCUUUCUUCAGAAACACGACAUUGAAACCUUUUUUAUUGUGCCAUCUCAUCGACGAAAGAUAUUCCCUGGAUUAAUCCUCUCCGAUAUAAAGCCUGCUAAAAGGAUGAAGUUCAAAACAGUCUGCUACUUGCUGGUUCAGCUCAUGCACUGCAGAAAGAUGUUCAAAGCUGAGAUUCCCUUUUCUAACGUCAUGACCUGCGAGGAUGAUGACAAGAGAAGGGCACUCAGAACUGCUUCUGAAAAGCUAAGGAAUCGUACAUCCUUUUCAACUAAUGUAAUACACAACACCCCUGGCACCAGAGUAAACAGGUAUAUCAGUCGCCUAAUAGAAGCUCGACAGACUGAGUCAGAAAUGGCAGAUUUACAUUUCAUCACAUUAAUGUACAAACGUGCUGAGCGGGAACAGAAAUACCAUCAGCUUCAUGAUGAAUAUUUUACCAGUGCAGUAGUUCUUUCUCUGAUCCUUGCUGCCUUAUUUGGCCUCAUUUACCUUCUAAUAAUCCCACAGAGCACAAUUGUUCUUGUCCUCUUGGUAUUCUGCAUAUGCUUCCUUGUUUCUUGUAUUAUGUAUCUGCAUGUCACUAGAGUACAGUGUUUUCCAGGGUGCCUCACAAUACAAAUUCGCACCGUUUUGUGUGUGUUCAUAGUGAUUUUAAUAUACGCUGUGGCCCAAGGAUAUGUGGUUGGUUGCAUGCCGUGGAUUUGGAAUAACAACUCCAGCAGUUCCAUAGUAAUCAUUGACUCCAAUGGAGUGAACAAAACCAUGACCGAGCUGCCAUGUGACUCGGCUCACUAUGCCUUCCUCUCCUGUGUGGCGGGGACUCUGACUCUUGCAAUAUUCCUGCGCGUUUCCUCGUUGCCAAAAAUGAUCCUGCUCUUCCUUGUCAGUGUCUUGUACAUAGUGAUCCUGGAGAUCAGCGGGUUUAGGAAGUCCGUGAGUGGAGGAUCAUUUUACAUCCGUGGAUACGAACCUAUCCUGGCCAUUCUGCUGUUUGUCUGUGCUCUGGUUCUUCAUUCCAGACAACUGGACCUUAAAUUGCGUCUAGACUACCUCUGGGCUAUACAGGCAGAAGAAGAGAGAGAUGACAUGGAAAGAGUAAAGCUUGACAACAAGAGAAUUUUAUUUAACCUCCUCCCUGCACAUGUUGCACAGCACUUUCUGAUGUCCAAUCCGAGAAACAUGGACCUUUACUAUCAAUCAUACUCCCAAGUGGGUGUAAUGUUUGCUUCCAUCCCCAAUUUCAAUGAUUUCUACAUUGAACUGGAUGGCAAUAAUAUGGGCGUGGAAUGCUUACGGUUAUUAAACGAAAUUAUUGCUGAUUUUGAUGAGCUGAUGGAUAAAGAAUGUUACAAGGACAUAGAAAAGAUCAAGACAAUUGGCAGCACUUACAUGGCAGCUGUGGGUCUAGUGCCCACGACUGGAACCAAGGCCAAAAAGUCUAUUUACUCUCACUUAAGCACAGUGGCAGAUUUUGCAAUAGAAAUGUUUGAUGUACUUGAUGAAAUCAACUAUCAGUCAUACAACGACUUUGUCUUAAGAGUUGGUAUUAAUGUUGGGCCUGUGGUGGCAGGUGUCAUCGGAGCAAGAAGGCCCCAGUAUGAUAUCUGGGGCAACACAGUUAAUGUAGCUAGCAGAAUGGACAGCACUGGAGUCCAAGGGAAAAUACAAGUUACAGAAGAGGUGUAUCGCAUGCUGACGAAGUGUAACUAUGAGCUGGUGUGUCGCGGGAAGGUCAGUGUCAAAGGAAAAGGCGAAAUGCUCACAUAUUUCCUGGAGGGGAAGUGCAAUGGGAAUAGCUCACAGACGAGGUCUACCAGCCUGGAGCACAAGAACUACUCUUUCGGACGAGCAAACAUCCAAACUAAGCUGGGAACAAGCUGCCCUUCGGUAUCGUCUGUUGCCAGUUUCACAGUGAAGGCAGGACUCGGGGCACUGCAGGCCUCUACAACGCACACAAACCAGACUGUGCAUUACCUUCCUUCAGUGCCAGCUGUGAAGGAAUUGUGAACCGGAGAGGGAUCACUUAGGUGACUGAACUGGAUGUCAGCAGAAAGGCGUUCUUGAUACAAAUUGUAAAUUCCAGACAUGCCUGAAUACUCACCAGAAGGUCUUAGGCAAAUGCACAACCAAGGAUCCCUGCAAUCCAACCAAAGAGAAUGUUGGGUUCUUCUACAGAAACAAGCUGGGAAGGUAACAAGGGCUAACAACUUUGUUAGGACUGGUCCUAAUUUAAGGUCGGAAAGUGUUUUUAUAUAAACUUCUCUUACCGAAAAAUAAAGACACUUCAUCCUUUGUUAUUCAAAUGAUAGGAACCCAAGUUUCCGACUUCAAAUAAUUUCUUCCAGCCCAGCAAAGCAUAAGAGGGUCUCCCCGAUGGAUAAAAGUUUCACACUUACAGGAAAAGGUAUGAAGGAAAAAAAUACAGUUUUGUGAAAUUAAGAGUUACGUUCCUGCAGAGGGAAUCAAGUCUUCCUCUAGCUCUGUUUUGUUUGGCAAAAGCCCUCAUGCUUUUUGGUGGGUAUACCAAAACCUGAAUCUUCUGCAAAAGGGAAGCAGUUGUCAGUGGUGAUAUAUGUUGGAAUUAAAAGCCUUGUGACUGAGAUAUGUGGAGUAUGCUUUUGAUAUUACAGUAAUAACUGUAUUUAUUACAAGGAUUUACCAGGCAUAUUUUUAAACCAUUCUUAUUGAUAUUUACAUAGGAGUCCUGGCUCAAAAUAUACAAUAUUAUUGUUCCAUAAUCAUGCUAGGUAUUAUUGUUUUCUAUUUCAAAUAAUGACAAUUUUUAAGUUUGCUUUCCAGUUUUUUUUUUAAUUGGGUUGUGCUGUGCUUGGAAUCUGAUGCUUCACAGUGCAGUCUGGUUAAUCGAACAUUAGUAUCCAAUAUCAAUUGUCACUUAACAGCACAAACAUACUUUUUUUAUUUUCAAGAAUUAAGAAAUUGUAUAUGCUUAUGGUCAAAAUGCAGAUCAAUGCAAAUUAAGGCCAUAACAGUGUCUAAUGGUGAUCAGUACGGGUUUAGGGAGUUCUGAUUUACUGCUGUUGAAACAAUUUACUCAUCUGAAAUUGAAGAAUGAAAGGUCUUGAUCCUUCACCCUCAGAGUCAGUUCUUCUGAGACCAGGUAGAGAUUAUGAAGUCCUAUUUGCAGGGAAAUUAACAUAUUUCUUUGAAAAUAUUAUGAUGCUCAAAUGUUCAUGUUCAAAUGUUCAGAUGUUCAACUUACAGUAUUUUUAAAACCUUAAGAUAUCAUUACAGGCAUUUUCACGCUUAAGGUGUUGAUAAAAAGCUUAGAAACUACAGAACUUAAGAGAUGGCGAUAUUGUUUGUUCUUCUUCUCUCUAAGUCCCUUAAUCACAGCAUCUCUGAACAGACAGUACUCUCUUCUUUGAAAAUGUUCUUAAGUCAUUGAUGUGAAACUCAGUGUGAUGGUUGCUUGAAAUUAAAUCUUUGCGAGGAGAACUGUGCAUCUAAGGAAGGUACUGUAUGUACCACCUGAUAAUCCCGCCAACCUGUACCGACUUACAAAUCAAAUCUGUUGGUAACUUUGAAUAGACAAUUCUUUUCUCUUUCAAAAUGUUACACAUAAGUUAUAAUAAUAAUAAUAAUAAUAAUUGCUUACACUUAUAUAGCA